This is a messenger RNA of Gadus macrocephalus (Pacific cod), 1394 nucleotides long. Its product is annotated as aerolysin-like protein. NCBI's taxonomy places the organism in Eukaryota, Metazoa, Chordata, Actinopteri, Gadiformes, Gadidae. The record is from RefSeq and is a predicted model, not a curated record. Bases 278 to 1255 code for a protein of 325 amino acids. The transcript has 2 exons.
UGUGUGUGUGUGUGUGUGUGUGUGUGUGUGUGUGUGUGUGUGUGUGUGUGUGUGUUAUUCAAUGGCCUGGUAAUGUUUAUACAUGUACGGUAAUAUUCAUACUAGGUGCUAGCAUUGGAAAUGGCAUAGUGCUAACGCCAACCCGUUUAAUUUUUGUAUUAUUUUAUACAUAAACACCACCUGCUUUGGUUGUCCGUAAGUUUUCGCCCUUGGAUCUUGUCCUUUGAUUUACUUUUACAGUUUGAAAUGUCUGCAUCUUUUGUCGAGCAUUUUGAGGAUGCAUGAAUAUAUUGAUGUACAUUUCUGUUUCAGGUUAUUAAUCAUGGCGACUACACUAUAUCAAAUCGGUGGAGAGGGAGGCAGUCCAUUUACUUUCACUGGCCGUGACAAUGGUGCCACCCUGAAGAAGAUCGGUGUGGCAGUGGGCGGCUGGCAGAUCAAAGCUGUGCGGGCAGAACUGACCGACGGGCGUGUGCAGACCUUUGGAAAGGGUCACACUUUCAAUGAGUUUACGUUUGAACUUGCCGAGAGCAUCACCAGGCUGUCCCUGUGGGGGAACGGUGCCGGAACACGUCUGGGUGGCAUCAAGUUCUGGACGAGUUCUGGACGCACAUUCUUCCAGUACAUGAGUGACUGGGGACUGAAGACCGAGUACUCCAUCGAUGUGGGGUCUGGAGUCUGCCUGGGGUUGGAGGGGAGAGCUGGCUCAGACAUCGACAAUAUGGGAUUCCUCUUCAUCAAUGCCAUCAAGUCGUCUGUGCUAACCGACAUGACCUAUCCCAGCCUGGCCAUGUACACACCCCGGGUAAACAAAGAAUAUAUAAAGUCGUUGACUUAUCAAAACGACACUGCUGCAGAUCAAGAGGAUAAAUUUUCGUACGGCAGAACUGUGACCAAUUCUACCACCUGGAGCACCACCAAUAAGAUUGAGUCCACCGUCAGCGUGUCUGUUACAGCAGGGAUCCCGGACCUGGUGGAGGUGUCUGCUGGGUUUAGCUUGACCACGGGAGAGGAGCAGACCUCCUCAAUGACCAAAGAAGAGACCAUAACCGAAUCAGAUGAGGUCACUGUGACGGUCCCGGCAGGAAAGACUGUGAAAGUUGAGGCGUCAGUGGGACGAGCAGUCAUCGACCUCCCCUACUCGGCCACAUUGAAGAUCACAUGCCUGAAUGGCAGCAAGCUGCAGUUCCAAACCACCGGCAACUACAAGGGUGUGGCUUACACUGCAGUGGAUGUAAAAACCACUGAGUCUUAAAUAUGUGAAGAAAAUCGAAUAAGAUGCAUCAACAUCUUACUGUAUACAGUUUUAAUAUUGAUUGCAUAACAUUGGUUUGAUUGCUAAUGUAGAGUGACUGUCGCAGAUAAAUAAAUCAUAAACCUGCUUGUGUUUCCAU